AUGCAGACUCCAGAAGUUUCAUCCCCCCAAAGCGGAUUAAAUGCCAUCGAAAGCAAUGCUCAAACCGUUCGCAACAUUAGCGCUGCUGUCAAGUUGUUGGAGGAUUACGGCUUGUCUUUUGACACAUCCGCAGUGUGCAUUGACACUAUUGAACAAAUACUCAUGACGGACUCGUGGGUUUGUGGUGAAUGCGGUAGCUCCAACGAACCGCUGUGCCCACACUCCAGCAAGCCACACCGACGUCGCCUUGUACUUAUUGCCCAAGAGAUCCUGCAGUGGGUCGGUCGGAAGGUGGGUAGGAUGUGUAAAAGACCGGCGCCUUUACGAGAACGUGUUGAUGGUGAUGUCAAGAUUCACACUCGGAGACGUGUUAUGAUGAAACCACACUUGCUCCUUCUUGCUUUUCACCUCGCGCGGCUUGACACUAAAGAAGUUCCUGAGAUGUUCGUUCAGUGCGCCCAGCACGUAUUGGAUAUCCUUCGGCAGCUUCAGACAUAUGGUAAACGCCUGAAAGAUCAAAUGAACGAGAGCUACUCGAAGAAUUUGCUCAAAUCCUUCUCAAGCGCGUGGCUUCAGUACGCAAAGCUAGCUGAACACGAAGUGCAAAAGCUCAGUUCACUGGAGCAGCGUCUCUCGGUGAAUAGGCUUUUUGAUGGGACAAAGAGCGCGCUUUUGGAGGCCGCGCGUGAACGCGCUAAGAGUACGCCCAAUGAAAGGGCCGAUCUCACUACAUUUAUGGAUCUUCUCUAUCAGCGCAUUGAACGCGUCGCCUUGCCGGAGCAGCUCCGUGAGGUACAAAGUGAGUUGAGUCAAAUUGAGGCAUCCAUUUCGCCCAUGGAUUCUGGUUUGAGAUCCGAGCAGGCAAAAAUAGAGACAACGCAAGGGUUCCAAUACAUGAAUCCCCUCAUCUCGGACGCAAAUACGAGUGGUUCUGAGAUGGAAACGGCGAAACUGCAGUUAUUGGCGCCGGGGGCCGCGACCCCUGUUAUGGGGCCCGAGCUUCCGCCGCACUGGUACGUGGACGCGACAGGCCGGUCCAGGCCAGAACCAGGCUACGAGGAGCGACAACGAAGGGAGCUUUUUUUGAAUUCCGAAUUCAAGGCGCGCAAGGCAUUCGAGGCGGUUCUGCAUUACACGCCCCCCAAGACCACGGAAGAAGGGCUUCGGGAGGCGGUGGCGCUUGGUAUUGAUGAGGUGCAACUCACCGUGAUGGCACGCCAGCUUAACCAGUCCACGCCUGUGGUAGAUAUGAUCCCUCCACUGCUCCACCAGAUCCAAGAGGCUUUGCUAUUGGCAGUGCCGGCUCGGUUGCGGUAUCGCCUCGAACAGCAGUUCCGCGAUGCCUUGGACUGGAGCUGGAUGAUCAAGCGCACGACUCAAAACCAACACGCGAUGUCCCGUAUCGUUCAAUUCGUUAUUAACCACGUGAUUGUGUACGGCGCCCCGGCGCGAGAGGAGGAACUGAAGGCGGAGUGCCAGAAAGUGUGUCGGAAUUUGGACCGUCUGCACCCGGAGUUGGGCGCCGCGGUCGCUGAGGCAUUCCGGUUUCUUUUCAAAUCGGUGUAUACGCUUCGUCGGGAUGUGGCGGAGUACAGCCUGAGCAUCGUCGCCGGUGAGCUCCAAACCAAUGCCAUCACCUAUAUUCGUGCUUUUAUAGAGCAGUGGCUCCCCGCCCCUCGCCAGUGGCAGAGCUCCAUCGCGUUUUUGCAAAAGUUUAUAAAUACAGAAUCAGUGAAGGACUGGGCUGUGUCAAAAGCGGCCUGCUCCUCCACCAGCCUCACAGACAAGGAACGCCGAUUGCGUGGGGCUUUACAUUUCGGAGCAAUGGACCUCCUGCGGAGUGGGGGCUGCACCAGAUCAGAACGUUGGGAGUUCUUGCCAGGUGAACUAUUUUAUUUUGAUAAGACGGUCAUUUUUUCCUGCGCCAACACCGUACAAGAGUGCAUAUUGCUGCUUUUACUGGAAGGCACUGCUUCUGUCAUGCUUUCUUCUAGGGGUUUCAACAACCAGCAGGUGUCCGACGCUCUCAAAGCCCUACACGAGUUUUUUCUUGAGUUACUUACUCAGGAUCUGAAGCUCAAUACCCUGAAACAGUCGGCCAUUGACUUUCUUGAGACCAGGUUGAGUGCGGCGCCUUUUAAGGAAUCCUCAACACAAAAGCCUGUCACUUCCAACACAUUGAGUGAAGCUGAGAGAAAUGUCUUGAGCUCUACAAUCGACAAAAUGACCGAUACCAAUAGUUCACUUUACAUCUCAUUUGAGAGGAAAGUUCUUCAUUACACAGAGUUAAUCCUUUUUUCGACUUCACCAGGCUCGUUACUACCCAUGGGUCUCGUUACUAAUAUUCUUCAAAGGCAAAUGGGGCUCCUAAAAAGUGCCCUAACUUUCCAUUGGGAAGUUUACCGUCCCUACUAUCGAACACUCGAGGAGUUAUUAACAUUUGAAUCGUGA
Molecule: messenger RNA, 2451 nt
Organism: Phytomonas sp. Hart1
Lineage: Eukaryota; Euglenozoa; Kinetoplastea; Trypanosomatida; Trypanosomatidae
Source: the annotation of a GenBank genome assembly